Molecule: messenger RNA, 1350 nt
Organism: Tuber melanosporum (Perigord truffle)
Lineage: Eukaryota; Fungi; Ascomycota; Pezizomycetes; Pezizales; Tuberaceae
Exons: 1
Coding region: 800-1240 (146 amino acids)
Source: RefSeq, a predicted model, not a curated record
CAACGCAAAACAAGUCAAGAUAAAAAUAAAGGAGAAGACACCGCUGCUAAUCUACCGCUCUACCCUUAAACCACAAAGCGAAAAGGGGAAUAAGAAAACAAACAACAUUCGAGCACAGACUAAAUACGAGGAAACCCACCGCUCCUUCUCUCCUCACACAAAUCAGUUGACUUGACGCGAUGUUCGAAAACUUCUCUUUCACAAAAUCACCUCCGCCGCCCUUCUACCACCGACCCACGACCCCCCCGCUGAGCCCCUAUGACUCUCCACCGCCAAAAUCCCUCUCGGCACACCUGACCCUCUUAUCCAUAACCCCACCACCACCACAAGCCCUCAUCCCGUCCCCACCACACAGUGCAGUCUCCUCGCCGACGACUCCAAGCGCGGACGCGCAGCCAUGCGUGCGCUUCCAGCGACAAAUCCUAGCACGAUUACAGACGACGGACGCGCAGAUGCGCUGCCUGGAGAGACUGGUCAGCGACGUCGUAUCCCGGGGCGGGAGCUUCGGAGGCUUGGGUGAUGGGGCGGAUAGCUCAAAAGUUGGGAGGGGCGGGCGGAGGAUGUCCUUGCCUAACUCCGCGGGGGCGCUUGUUGCGAAGAAGUGCGGGAAGGGGAGUAUUAGCGAGAAGUGCUCUGGCGGAGGUACCGGAGUGGGGAAGAGGAAGGGUGUUGUGGGUGGGGUUGGGAAGAAGAGGACCAGGAAGAACUUUAGGGGGGGGAGUGUGGGGGAGUCGGAGUAGUUCUCUCUCUCUCUUUCCUUCUCUCGUCUUGAUCGGUCGGUCGAUAUCCGAGCAUUGACAUGAUAAAUAUGCGGGCGCAUCUUCUUCUUUACGUUGCAUUACCUGCAAUACAUUCUUCUGAUCUUUUCCCUUUCAUAUUCUUACCAACUACUAGCACCGCAACUACACUCUCGGAGCGGGGUUUCUUAUUCUUGUUAUUUUUAUUUUUAUUUUUAUUUUUUUCCACCCUUCACUCUAUAUUUAUUCCCGUUUAUCAUACCAUAUACAUUGCGGGUGGCUGGGGCGGAGGGAGCUUACUUAAGGCGUUUUGCUUUUUUCUUUUCACUCAUCUUCGCUUGGGUUUUGCUUUUGCUAUUGCUUUUAAGGCAGGGAGUUUUUUUAGAGGGUUGGAUGGGGUGGGAGUCAUUUUUGCUCAUUUUUUUUUUCUUUUUCAUUUUUUCAUUUUCUCCUUUUGUCAUCUCUCGGGAAUAAAAAUUAAGUUGAAGAGUUCUGCAAAGUGAAAAUAUACCUUUAUUGAAUCAUCAUGCUAUACCGCGAACUUACUUUUUCCCAUCUUCCUCUAUACAUGUAAAAUAUUAUCAAACAUCAUACCGCUGCCAAUAAAGACAAA